Prosopis cineraria is the source of this 582-nucleotide messenger RNA. RefSeq lists its product as uncharacterized. Bases 24 to 260 code for a protein of 78 amino acids. The record is from RefSeq and is a predicted model, not a curated record. Lineage: Eukaryota; Viridiplantae; Streptophyta; Magnoliopsida; Fabales; Fabaceae. The transcript is spliced from 2 exons.
CGAGGCAAAGAGCCAGGGGGAAGAUGACUGGUGCAUUUUGGGGUUCGAGGGUGCUGGAGAUUGUGAAGAAGCAUGAUUCUGGAGGCCUCGUAUGGAAGAGAAUAAAGCUCACCUCUACUCGUAAAGCCAAUGCUAAGAAACGUCUUCAUCGAGUCUGGCAGAAUGAAGCUGUCCUAAAGGCAUGUGCCGAAGAACCUCCCUCAACAGCCACUUCUGAUGGUGCUAUUAAAGCUGCUGAAAACAUUAGCAAGGGCAACUAAGUUGAAGGUGGUAUGUUGUUGGAUAACAUGAAGCCAGUCCGUAGGUUGUAUCAUUGAUAUUUUGGAAUUCAAACAUCAAAAUAUAUUUCAGCAUGUUUUUGGUCCAUGGCAGGUUAAUUUAAUAGUAGUUGAGCUCUGGUCUUGAAUUCUACAUAAGAAAAAAGCAUGAGAACAGAUUCAGUGAGGAACAUCCUUGCAUUUUUGCUUGCAGGAGAUGUCCCUUUAUUCUGGAACUUGGGUGAAAAAAGAGUACAUGUGAGUGCCCCCAUUAAAGAUAAUGCCAGUUUCCUUCUGGUUUUGAAUAUGAUCUCAUUGAUGAACA